AUGCUCCCCCAUCCUUCAUCACUCCGUUCCGUCCUUUCCUUGCGAUGUCUGUUCAACGGGUAUGGCCCGCGUCUCCGGCCGUCCAGAGAACAGACUAUCCUACCAAGAGCCGUACGGCGCUCCUCACAACCACGUUCCGAGUGCCACUGCCGGCCAGAAACUACCCUUGUAGAAUACUUCGUCAGAAUGACACUCUGACGGCUUUUCCAGCCAAUCAGAGGAGGGUAACAUCGCGCGCGAUUGACGGUCGGGAUUGGUCGAGAAAUAGCGUUCGGGGUGGCGGAGGUGAGAGGAAGAGCCCGCCGUUCGGAAGGGAAAGAGGGGAAGGGGAACGUACCGGUACGGAGGGGCGGAAUGCGGUAGGGGAGGGGCGAAGAGGGACACUGUGGGAGAGGGGAGGAAGGGACAGAGACGAUUUGCCAGGGAGUGCGGUGUGGUGCAGAGAGGCAGGAGAGGGAAGGGAAGCGGUAGAGAGGAGACAGUUGGGCGGGGGACGAGGGGCCGAAAGUCGGCCGAAAGGCAGCAGUGGCAUCGGUCGAAAGCCUUCCGGUGUGAAUGCGUGGGUGGCUUCUUCGUGGGAGAGCAGAGGAAAUGGCGAAUCUAGAUCAGAUGCAGCUGAGGGAAGAGAUAAGGGAGGGGGGCAGAGGGGGGGGAGCAGUAGAGUGGACACGUGGGUGGCACCAUCGUGGGAAAGGAAAGGGAGCAGAACGGAGGAUGCGCCGGGGAGGGGGGCAGAACGGGGAAGAGAAUCAAGCGGGGGGCUGGGGGGAAGGAGCGGGAGAGGUUGGGGGGAGAGGGCGAAGAUCCUGAGGAGGGAGGAGGAGGAAGCGGAGAGAGGGAGGCAGGAAGGGGUCGUUUAAAUGAGCAGUAUCCCUGGCAGGAUCCGCGAGUCAGUGAAUCAUUAUUUGAAUCGUCAGGUGAAUCGUCAGGUGAAUCGUCAGGUGAAACAUCACGUGAAGAAUUGCCGUCUGGUGACCAAUCAGCGUCCACAGCGGUGCAAGUGCUGGCAACAACAGGCGAGCUAACAGCAGCAACCGCAGCAGCAGAAGAAGAAGCAGCAGCAGAUGUGGCUUUAAGUACUUCUGCAGCAAGGGACAGCAUGCGGACAGGGGGGACUGCUGGUCACCCAGACGCUCAGCAAGGGAAAGCCUGGGCUAUUGCACAAACCACUGCAGCCCAUCCCAAAAAGUCUACUCCAAUCAGUCAGAAAGUGCAGGGUCUGGGCCUGCAUGGUGGUGGGUUGGCAUUGAGCCACGGUGGGCUGGCAGGGCCUUCAAGCAGCCAGGAGCAGUGGCCGUGGGAGGAAGGCGGGGCAGAGGACAGAGGAAGAGAGGGGGUAGGUACCUGGGGAGAAAGUGGAAGGGGAGGAGACGGAAAGGGAGAAGGCAGCAAGGAAGAGGGCGCAGUUGACAAGCACGAACGGAGGCCUAUAAAGGCUACGGAAGAGUUGAGGCCAUUGAGCGAGAGAGCAUUUGAUGAGAGAAGGUUGCUGAGGGGAGAAGCAGCUACGCAAGUAGUUGACUCUUGGGGAGCGCAUGGUGCUCCUGCUGUGUUUUCUGAUCGCAGUGCUGCUGCUGAUGGUGGUGUUAAGAGUGUGUCCAACGGGACGAAAGCUGUCAGCUAUGGUAGCACCAGGAGCAGCAGCAGCAGCAGGAGUUCAGAUCGUAGCGGCAGCCCAAGUCGCACACUGGAGUCUUCUAAGCGUCCAAUGCUGAAGUUCUCUGACAACGGCAUCCCUGACUUGCCGCCUCCAAGCAGCAGCAGCCUGGAAGUUUCCCGAGACAGCCCUGUGGCCCGAGCGCUGCAGGAGAGGCGCAAGGUGGUGAAGGCAGCGCUGAUGUCAGCAUUCAUCGAGGUGAAACUGGGGAAGGUGUAUUCCAGGGAGCUGAUCCGGCACCUACCUGCCUUCAUCGACCAUCUCGUACUUCAGGCUGUUGCCCUCAAGUCAGACCGGCACUACGCCUUCCACUCCUUCCCCCACCGCGCCGCCAUCGCAGUGCACCGCUCUGCACCGCACCUGCUGGCGAAGUGGCUCAAGCAGACAGCCAAGCAGACCUUUGCACGCACUGCUGCUCUCAUCACCCUCGCCGCUGCCAUGGGGGAGGGGGGUGGGAGGGUUGAUCCUUACGCUGUCAGAACUGACAAUGCUGGAAGUGACAAUGCCAGAAGUGACAAAGCUGCUAUAAAGGGUGGUGCUGCUGCUCUUAUAGAAGGUAGUACUUGUACCGCUGCUGCUGAUUGCAGGGAGGGUGCUGCGGCGCUGGGCGUUGAGGGCGAGCGGAGCGCCGUGACUGUAUCGAGUGGGCAACAGCGCAGUGGAGUGGUGUGGGUGCGUGACUACAUUGAGUGGCUGCACCAAGCGGGGGUGAAGCAAGAUGUGGUUGGGCGCGUUGCCGUACGCAACCCCACCAUCCUCGCCACUCCUAUACAUGACCUCCAGGCUCGUGUGGACUACCUAGUGAACGAGGUUGGAGUGCAGCGAGAAUGGAUAGGAGUGGUGCUGAGUAAGGCGCCAGGCGUGCUGGUGGAUCCCUUUGACAAGCUUCUAGCGAAGGGCUGCCUGCUGCACGCUGUGAUCGAGCCCCUGGCAGCGCAGCAGAGGGAGCAGUGGGAGGAGCGGGAGAGGAGGGAGAGGAGGGAAGGGGGUGGAGCGAGGGAGAGGGAGGAGAGGGAGGAGGGGGAGGAGAGGGAGAGGGAGGGGAGGAUGGGGGAUGGGAGGGAGAGGGAAGGAGCGGAGUUGGAGAGGGAGGGGAGUGAAUGGGAAGUAGCAACAAGACCAGCAGCAGCAGCAACAGCAGCAACACCAGCAGCAACAGCAGCAGCGAAAUCUGCAGCAGGAGCAGCAGAGGAAACCCUACUAUCGUCACCAACAGCAGAAUCGCUCACCCGUUUUCUCCCCACUCUGGCUUCUCAAGACGUCCCAGCAUCUCUCCGCUUACCCGAGUCCUUUCAGCAGCACCCCUUACCGAAGAGCGUGGGGGAACUGGCCGGCACUGUGGUGUACAACCAUCCCCCUGUGAUGAGCGAAGCUGAUUUACCCAUGGAGGCGUUGCAGGCCAAGCUCGCCUUCUUCGACUCGCUCCACAUCAGUGGGACAAGCCUCGCCAAGGUCAUCGUGCGCCGCCCGCAGCUGCUGAGCAGCUCGCUGGACGCCACGUGGCAGCUGCUGAUUCGGUACCUGUCGCUGCUGGGGCUGACCAACGUGCAGAUAGGGGAGAUGGUGGUGCGCCAGCCUAGAGUGCUGCAGCUGACAGUUCAAGCCGAUGUGUCGCCCAAGGUGCGUUUUCUCCGCCUCAUUGGAGUUCCCGAGGGGGAGGUGGCUGGAGUGCUGCACCGCUACCCACCCAUCCUCACCUACAGCCUUGACAAAAAAAUAAGGCCUCUGGUUCGGUUCCUCGUCGCCGAAGCUGGAGUCCCGGACCAUGAGGUUUGGAAAGUAGUGGUGGCUAAGCCGGACCUGGUGGCGUGCCAACUGGACAGCAGGCUUCGCCUGCUACUGCGCUUCCUGCUGUCGAUGGGAAUUGUGAAGGAGGAUGUGGGGAGCAUGGUGGUUCAGUUUCCCCCUCUCCUGAAAUAUAAUCCUGCAAUCUUAAAGCCCAAGUGGCGGUACUUCUCAAGGACAAUGCGCCUGUCUGUGGACCAUCUAGUCGCUUUCCCACGUUUCUUCAGCUAUGCCUUGGACACUCGCAUUGCCCCCAGGCACCGGCUGCUGCAGCAGCAGGGGCUCUCCUUCAGCCUAAGACACAUGCUGUGCUGCUCCGAUGCGCUCUUCCUAGAGCGGGUGAAGUGGGCGCUGGAGGGGAGAGGGGAGGAGGGAAGCGGAGAGGAGAGUGAGGUGGAAGAGGAAGAGGAAGAGGGAGAGGGAGACGGAGAGGGAGAGGGAGAGGGAGAGCAGGAGGAAGCAGUUUGAGAGGAAGAGGGGUCAGGGAAGAGCAGGCACAGCGUAGAGAAGGACUUGUUGCAUGGGGCUGUACUACAGACAUAACAGUGGUGGGGCUAGAGGAUCGUUGUCCUAAACGGCUGUGUGCUGUGCAGCAUCGCGGCAAUAUUAUUUACCCCAUUCCACCACUGUUUUAAUUAUAAUGUUGGUUC
Closterium sp. NIES-67 is the source of this 4092-nucleotide messenger RNA. The record is from the annotation of a GenBank genome assembly. NCBI's taxonomy places the organism in Eukaryota, Viridiplantae, Streptophyta, Zygnematophyceae, Desmidiales, Closteriaceae.